Messenger RNA from Vicia faba (fava bean), 1551 nucleotides. The record is from the annotation of a GenBank genome assembly. NCBI's taxonomy places the organism in Eukaryota, Viridiplantae, Streptophyta, Magnoliopsida, Fabales, Fabaceae.
AUGACCAACAAAGGAUCCUACAUGUUUCUCUUGCAUUUUGUCACGAACAACAAUUCUUUCAGCUAUCCCACCAUGGCCAACAAAUCAUCAUGCCUGUUUCUCUUGCAUUUUCUCAUGAACACCAAUGGAUGGCCCUCCGUUUUCCCUUCAUUUUUCGCAACAUCCACAACAGUUGAAGUAGAUUUUGCGAUCUCUGCUUUUUUUCUUAGCCUCUCUAUAUUCAUGAUGCUCUUUGAGAUGCUAACGUUAAACCAUCUCAAUCAUCCUUAUUCUCCAAUCGGGUUUCUCGCUACGGGACAUAUAUACCUUGCUGGGGAGAUUGCACUUGUUAUUGGGAUAGUUAUCUUCGUUACUUCACUUCCACAAAUUAGAAGAAAAAACUUUGAGAUUUUCUACUACACACAUCAUUUGUAUAUACUCUUUCUAGUACUUUUCUUGUUUCAUGCUGGAGAUAAGCACUUCUAUAUGGUGUUUCCAGGAGUUUUUCUUUUUAGCCUCGAUAAACUACUUCGUAUAAUUCAAUCAAGCCCGAAAACUUGCAUAGUUUCAGCUAGAUUUUUUCCCUGUGAAGCUCUGGAGUUGAUUAUCCCCAAAGAUCCAAGGCUAAAGUAUAACCCUACAAGUGUUGUAUAUAUGAAGAUACCAACUAUAUUGCAUCUUCAAUGGAAUCCAUUCAUUAUAAUAUCGAGUUCCAAAGCUGAUGAAAACAUUAUGUCUGUGUUGAUUAAAUCUCAAGGAUGGUGGACUAAUACUCUUCAUGAUUUGAUAGAAACUGAACUAAACAAAGGUGCUGAUAAAAGAAAGGGCAUACAUGUUGCAGUUGAAGGACCUUGUGGACCUACUUCAUUAGACUUUUUAAAACAUGACAGUGUACUUAUGGUUGCCGGAGGAAGUGGAAUAACACCAUUUCUGAGCGUUUUGGCCGAGAUUGGUUCAACCACCAACAAAAAUAAUUUUCCUUCAAAGAUCCAACUUGUACAUAUCAUAAAGAGGGCACAAGAUGUUUUUUAUCGUGGUUUAAAAGAGGAGGAUAAAGAGGACAUGAAGGUUGAAGAAGACGAAGGUAACAUGUUGGUUGAUGCUGUUGGAAGGAGUAUUGAAGGUGGCUACAAUGAAAAUGCAUAUGAUUAUCAAGAUGAAUGGGGCUCUUAUUGGGACGAUGGAAUGGAUAUUGAAACAGAAGAAGAAGAUAAUGAAUUAAUAAGAAGUGUUGAAGAUUAUCAUCGUGAAAAUCCUUAUGGAGAUAAUAGAUUCGUUAUUGAAGUUGAAAGUGAUGAAGACGAAUGGAACUAUGGUUGGGGAGAGGGCAUAGAGAUUGAAGAAGAAGAUAUUAGGUUUGUUCCUGCGGCUAAGUCGUGUAUUGAGGGAUUCAAGACGGUAACACUUGAAGAAGUAGAAAAGUGUACUAUUUGUCUCGAAGAUUUUAAUGUUGGUGUCUGUCUCCCAUGUUCGCAUAUGUUUCAUAUGAAUUGUAUUCAAGAUUGGUUGAAUAUAGGCAAUUUUUGUCCUUUGUGUAGGUUUCAAUUGCCUACUAAUAACACAAGUGAAUAA